AUGGUCGACCAUAACCGCGCACAUAUUUUAGCCAUAACCGCCUCCCAGAGACUCGACUCAAGGGGAAAACCCACCGUCAAGGUCACUGUGUUGACGGAAGCCGGAACAUCCAGCGCAAUAGUACCAUCAGGUGCCUCAGUCGGCAAUUACGAAGCGCAUGAGCUGCGCGACGGUAGGGCAACCGAAUACGGCGGAAAUAGCGUGCACCAGGCUGUCACAAACGUGGAGAAGGUCAUUGGCCCUGAGCUGAUCAGGCAACGGUUCAACGUCGGUGAUGACUUGGCGAAGAUCGAUCGCUUUAUGAUCCAGCUGGACGGAAGUAAGAAUAAGAACCGGCUUGGCGCUAAUGCAAUCCUCGGUGUUAGUAUGGCUUGUGCCAGGGCUGGGGCUGCAGUGAAGGGAGUUCCGUUAUAUGAAUUUCUGCGCGAACAGGCCGGAAUUACAGGACCGUAUUUACUCCCUGUGCCGUUUUUCAAUGUGCUCAAUGGCGGGAAACAUUCUGGCAAUACGAUGGCGUUCCAGGAGUUUAUGAUUGCGCCUGUCGGGGCCAAUUCGGUGACUCAUGCUGCUCAGCUCGGGAGUGAGGUAUACCAGGCUCUUAAAUCUGUGAUCGUGAGGAAGCAUGGUGCGUCGGCUAUCGGUGUCGGCGAUGAGGGCGGAUUUGCGCCACCGAUUAGUGAGCCCUCUGCCGCCUUGGAUCUUCUGAUGGCCGCUAAUUUUACAGCGGAAGGGAAAUAUGACCUGGGGUAUAAGAGUCACAAACAGUGCCAGUUGGCUGCGACAGAUCUCGGCGAUCUAUACCGGUCGUUGAUGAACAUGUAUCCCAUAAUCCUUCUUGAAGACCCGUUUGCAGAAGACGACUGGGCGGCCUGGACCGCAUUUAAGCAAGAUUGCCCCAUUGAGCUUGUCGGGGAUGACCUGCUGGCAACGAAUCUCGAGCGAAUUGAGACCGCAAAGGAAAGGGAUGCGUGCAAUUCCUUGCUGCUGAAGAUUAACCAGAUCGGUACUAUCACUGAGUCACUGGAAGCGGCCCACAAGGCAUUUAGCUACGGCUGGCGAGUUUUUGUCUCGCAUCGCUCGGGUGAGACGACAGACGAUUUUAUUGCCGAUUUGAGUGUUGCGCUCUCUACUGGGCAUUUGAAAUCUGGGAGCCCUUGUCGAGGAGAGCGGGUGGUCAAGUAUAACCGCCUUAUGGAUAUUGAGGACCGGUUGAAUGUUUGUGGUUCGCCGCAUGAGUAUGCCGGAACGCGGAUGAGUCGGAAUGACAUGAAAUGA
This is a messenger RNA of Aspergillus pseudotamarii, 1275 nucleotides long. Its product is annotated as enolase. The transcript has 6 exons. The record is from RefSeq and is a predicted model, not a curated record. The coding region runs from base 1 to 1275 and encodes 424 amino acids. Gene Ontology annotation, biological process: glycolytic process. NCBI's taxonomy places the organism in Eukaryota, Fungi, Ascomycota, Eurotiomycetes, Eurotiales, Aspergillaceae. Gene Ontology annotation, molecular function: magnesium ion binding; phosphopyruvate hydratase activity. Gene Ontology annotation, cellular component: phosphopyruvate hydratase complex.